CCAAAACCCGAGCAGUGCUAGCAACCGUGUUUGCCGAAACCACGAAAGUAUGAAAUGAUUAUCAGUUUACAGAGCAGUAAUAUUGCUGAUCUCAGUGAGUGACGACAUUACCAUGCAUACCACAGAAGUUGGCGCCAGUAACGUUCCCGCGUUUUUAGUUAAACUAUGGAAACUUGUCGAAGACGAGAAAUGCAACGACUUGAUCAGCUGGAGCUCGAAUGGCCAAAGCUUUAUAAUACACAACCAGAUACAGUUUGCCAAGGAACUUUUGCCACUCUACUUCAAGCACAGCAACAUGGCAAGUUUCAUCAGGCAGCUCAACAUCUAUGGCUUUCGCAAACUGCCAAACAUAGACCAGGGCCUGAGGUCAGAGCGAGAGGAGAUAGAGUUUUUUCACAACUUCUUCAUCCGUGGUCAAGAAUGUCUACUUGAGUUCAUCAAGCGAAAGGUUCCAUCCAGCAGGGCUGGGGGUCAGGGUCCUGAAGAUGGACAGGCUCGCAAUGAGGUCCUCAAGGAACUACUUACCAAUGCAGGCAACAUGCAGGAUCGCCAAGAGCGGAUGGACCAACUGCUUGCCGACAUGAAAAAAGAAAAUGAGGCUCUCUGGCGGGAAGUGGCCCGGCUGCGCCAGAAGCACAUGAAGCAGCAGCAGAUUGUCGAGAAGCUCAUCCAGUUUCUUGUCACCAUGGUGCAGGCCAACCGCAACAUUACUGUAAAGCGCAAGAUGCCACUGAUGCUACAUGACAGUCCCAGCUCCGCCUCCAAGAUGCCCCGACUGACCAAGGGUGCCUUUGUUACCGACUACCAGGUCACUUCACCUGGAAGUUCCCAGUAUUCUGAGGGCCCUGUAAUUCGUGAUGUGACUGACCUGAUGGAAGAGCUUGGCGAGACAGGCAGCACCGUUACUGCUGAGCCAACGACUGCUGCCCAGUCCCCGAGGCCUGUUAUGGUGGCUACGCCUUUGACACCUACACAGUCGUCGGCUUCACCAGCAGUCUCUGGUGACUUGGAUGCUGUUCCUGUAGUGUCCAGUCCCCUUAGUGUCACGGAUGCUAUGGAGCCUCUGUGUCUGCUCGAACCUUUACAGGAUGCUCAGAGUUCUGACGUGCUGCCAUGUGGUAUUGAAGAAGUCGUGGAUUCAUCUGACCCUAGUCCACGAGAACCACAUGUAGCCUCUUCUAAAGGUCUUGAUGUACCUGUUAUAAAGGCUGCACAGGUUGCGACACCUGGUGCUUCCGCCGUCAAGCUGGUCACUUCUCCAAUCUCUGCAUUUCCUUCAUCUAACUUGGUUGGUGAGGAAGACCCAUCACUACUUGGUGACAAACAGACCACCAAUAGCACUUCAGACCUGCUGAGUAGCUGUGUCAUGUUGGAAGACCUUCCCAAUUUUACAAGCAGUGCGAGAUCACCUGCAGCUGUUUCCCCAUCAACCGUUGCUGCCCCGAGCACUGAGCUCGCAACAGAGGAGAGUGUCAGCCGGAAGGAAAGUGCUGCAGCGUCACCACCAAGCCUAGGAAUGCAAGUGGCACUGCAAGACAAGACUUCUGGCACCACAAAGAUUUUUGCAGAUCAUGUCGAAUCCAUAGAUUCUGACCUGGACUGGCUGCAGGAUCAGCUGUCGGGUGGAGGGCUGAGCUUGGACACUUCCACACUCAUGGGGGUAUGUCCUGAGUGGACAGGGCUUCUCUUGGGAUCCUCAAAGUUGUUCUCUCCAGAAGACACUUUGGCAUCUCGCUUAGGAGACUUGACAACUGAAAAUAGAUCAUCAGAUGCUAUUGGUAAUGAGUUAGUGCAGUAUACACCAAGCCUCCUCGACCUGGGCAUUGAAGAAAGCUCUUCAUUCCAGCCUGUCAGUGAAUUCCUGCUGUCUGAUGAUGAUGAACUCCCAAGCAGUGCAGCUGCACUGAACUCUGUCACUGGUGAAUCCUCAGUCCCAAGGCCCAGCUCACUGGUUACAUCUGAACAAAGUCCAAGUGCACAAUCUGCAUCCCCCUCCCUCCUGUUUCAAGGAAACCAAAGAUCAGUUGUGCAGACUGAAUCCCAGUUGGCUGGUAAGAAAGGAACAUCAUCAGGCAGGAAACGUCGUGGAGGUAGCAAGAAGUGAAUGGAGUAUGGUCUCCAUAGGAAAGAAGUAGACAUGCUAGCCUUAUGGCUGGCAACCAGUGUGCUAGCAUGUUGUGAUUCUGGUUGGUUGUGAGUCUGUGUGUGCAUCAGCACAUAAGGAGUAUAUUCCAGCCAACACAGAAUCCUGCAAUACUGCACUGUAAACAAUGCAAACAACAGCAGUGGGCACGUCACAAAAUUGUGAUGGCAUGGCUGAACAAGGCUAGUUCUAGAAUGCAUCGAAUGCAAAGCACACUAAAAUUAAGCACAGAUCAAAUUUGGAGCUAGCCACCCCUUGUUGUGGAUAGCCAUUGUGGAUUAGGUUCUGUGAAAUGAAAAUGGUGGUUUCCACAGAGCCUAAAGAGGAUGCAUGUCAUACUGAAGUAGAAAGGGACAAGCAGCCGAGAUUGAUAUGCAGUGACCUGCACUUCCGUUGAUGUUCAAGGCUGUGAGCUCGGACAAAAAGAUAAUAAAACAAAUGCGUCCCAAAGUGCCA
Molecule: messenger RNA, 2599 nt
Organism: Dermacentor silvarum
Lineage: Eukaryota; Metazoa; Arthropoda; Arachnida; Ixodida; Ixodidae
Product: heat shock factor protein-like
Exons: 11
Coding region: 113-2104 (663 amino acids)
Biological process (GO): regulation of DNA-templated transcription
Molecular function (GO): DNA-binding transcription factor activity; sequence-specific DNA binding
Source: RefSeq, a predicted model, not a curated record